AGGUGGACCUCACAUUUGAGCACAAUUAUGCCCGCCACUACCAUCACCAGUACACGGUUCCAUCGAGCGGCCCGCGAUGGCCUCUUGGAUGUUGUCCGCGAGGCAUCGUCAAAGGAAGCCAACCAAAAGGACGAGCAUGGCCUGAGUCCAGUGAUGUGGGCCUCCUUCGCAGGCCAUAGCCACGUACUGAGGGUGCUCGUCAGCAAAGGUGGAGAGAUUAACAAAUACGACAAUUUGGGCAACACGGCACUCCACUUGGCCGCGGCCAACGCGAACACGAAAUGCGUGGCGUUUCUCUGCACGAUGGGUGCAGACGUUUGGGCCCUCAACAUCGACAAACGCACCCCUCGUGACAUGGCCGCGGCCCACGCUCGGGGCGAGUCCUCUCUGCGUCUGCUGGACGCGGUCAUGGCGCGCGAAAUGGCCCUGGACCCAAAACGCUGCGACCUGAAGUGCCAACGCGCCCGUCAACGCGCCGAGAAACACCUGCAGGCGUUCCAGCGACUCUCGAGCGAAGAGAAGCGCAAACAACUGGACGAAACGCGCAGUCUGCUCGAACGCAGCACGGCCAGUUCGCCGGAAGAAGACGCGACGUCCCUCGGCUCGUCGAACGCGUCCACCACCUUAUCCGCGUUGUGGGCCGUUGUCCGCAACACCAACAAGAGACGCGCCUCCGCCGAAUCCAGCACGACCACUUCGUCGGUUGCGACGAGGAGUUUCAAUUUCGGGGUCGGGUCUGUCGCUUCCGACGGCAGCAGGACGAUCCGACCGCUGUCCGGAUUGGCGCCCAGCACCGAGGUUCUUUACUCGGGUGGCGCUCUGGGCCCCCGACGCUCUUCAGUGCAGAGCACGGGCUCUUCGAUGACAACAGAUUCAGUGACAGACGCUUUUGAUUUGGCCCAAAGAAACCAAGGAGGGCUCGUCAGCAUCAUUGCAACCCCUUCCGACUCGGACCCUGAACUUGACGACGACGUUUCUGAAUCAGGACGUAGGCGCUCCAGCCUCUUCGACAGACCAGGUUUUGGCAGUGUUGCUUUUAGACACUCCUUGACCGGUUUGGAAACGGAAACCGUUGCCACUUCAGACACUCCAAACGCAAACUGGAUUUUCAAAGCGCCGGACGUCGUAGACUCGGCAGGCAAAAAGGACGACGUGUUUGUCGAAGACAGUCUGCCUCUGGACGACGAGGAAGUUUCGCCGCUGGUUUCGUUCUUGGUGGCAUGGGGCUUGCGCGACCUGGCCCACCAGCUGAUCCCAGUGUUCAAGGACGACCUGGAGGCCCUUUUGGUAGCCAACGAUGACGAUCUGCAGAUGGCGGGCAUCGUCACCGGACCACGCAAGAAACUGCUGCGAGCCAUCGAGCUGCACAACCAGGAUAUCAACGGCGACUCUGCACCGGAGGAAACGCGAUUGUGACUUUUGCGUGACGUUGUAAACUUUGAUUCUCUAAUUUUUAAGUAUUAUUAUAGUAAUUUGCGUAAGUUGACGAUGACAAAUAAAGAGUAUGUUAAUAUAAAAACGAA
This is a messenger RNA of Neocloeon triangulifer, 1523 nucleotides long. RefSeq names its product pre-mRNA splicing regulator USH1G-like. The transcript is spliced from 4 exons. NCBI's taxonomy places the organism in Eukaryota, Metazoa, Arthropoda, Insecta, Ephemeroptera, Baetidae. Bases 28 to 1416 code for a protein of 462 amino acids. Gene Ontology annotation, molecular function: protein binding. The record is from RefSeq and is a predicted model, not a curated record.